AGUUCCGCCAGUACCGCUAAGAAAUGUCGCGGUUGAAGUUUAAGCCUCGCCAUUGGCGCUAGUAAUCUCCCCUAUAAUCUCUGGUAUAACGGUCGUAAGACUGUCAGUGUUAUAACCAAUAAACGAAAAAAAGAUGAUUUUUUUCCGAUAAUUCGGAUGACUAAAUAAACCAUUACGAGAAGUGAAUUUGUCAAACGCUCCAGAUUGGUGCGUUUCACAUUCCUGAGUCACGUGCCCUCAAUUCUCCCUCGUAGCGGAACGUUAUGGCAGGAUUUACGGAGAACGCUCUCGUGAAGAAACUUCUAGAUCUUAACCCAUCCCAGCAAAGUAUUCAAACAUUGUCACUUUGGCUAAUCCACCACAGAAAACAUCACGGUACUAUUGUGAAAGUCUGGUUCAGGGAGAUGUGCAAAGCUAAGGACACUCGCAAAUUGAUGUUUAUGUACUUGGCUAACGAUGUAAUACAGAAUAGCAAGAAGAAAGGACCGGAAUUUGGCAGAGAAUUUGGUCAUGUUCUUCCGAGAGCGUUCGAACACAUGAAAACAUUCGAUGAGAAAACUAGGGAAAGGCUGAAUAGACUGCUUGUUAUUUGGGAAGAAAGAGGGGUUUACGACAAAACACAGAUUACUGAUUUUAAAGGAGCCCUCAAUAUAGUUACAGAAUCGAUUAAAGAGCCAGGGACACCGCCACGAAAAAAAUCACGAAAUGAAAUUGAGAAGGAAACCUUCAAGAAAUCUGACAAGAAAUCAGACAAACGAUCAGAUAAAAAAUCUAACAAGAAAGAGAGAAAAAAAUCGGAAACUGAAAUUGAAGUGGAUGGUACCAAAGAACUACACGUUACAUUGAGUCCAAGAACACCAGCUGGCGAUCCCCCGGAGACUGAGGAACUUAUUAAGGCCCUAAUGGACUUGGAAAAUACAGCAUCGUCUGACGCAGCUGUGAGAGAACGAAUUGCUUCACUACCUCCAGAGGUAUCAGAGGUCUCGUUGUUGGCUAAUUUGGCUGAUCGUGCUGCUGCUGAUGAGUUGAGUAUAGCUGUCAAUGAAGCUGCAGCGUUGCUUGCGGAUUACAAUGGAAGGUUGCAGGCAGAGAUGGAGGACAGGCGCCGUUUAUUAACAAUGCUUAGGGACUACACAUUGGCACAGAAGCAAUUGUUACAACAGGCACAAUCGACUCUAGAGGAUUAUAAAGAAAAAUUGAAGAAAGUCUGUACGGUUAGAGCAGAAGUUAAGUCCCACAUCUCGAAUUUACCAGAUUUAACACAAUUGCCAGACGUAACAGGUGGACUAGCCCCUCUACCAUCAGCUGGUGAUCUCUUUUCUCUUCACUAGUUUUGGAUCUGACAAAUCGGAAAAAACUUCAAAGAAAAGUGGAUUGAAUCACCGAUCAGAACAUGACUAUUGUUAUAUAUGUAUAAAAUUUGAAAGAUUUUGCAAGGCAUUAUCUACCUCCAGUGCUUCACCAAUUGUCAUGAAAUUCCCAAGCUCUUAAAUCGAUGAAAAUUCACCAAUAUUUCCACAGAACGCUGUGAUGUUUCAAUGGUGGAUUAAUCGGGUAUGUUUAUUGAUUUAGAAAGACAUGAAGCUUCCUAUUUUAAAAUUAGUUAUGAAUUAUCCAAGAACCAUAACAGAUCGAAUAUGAAUAACUGUUCUUUGUAGAUGAGUCAGUCGCUAAUUCGAAAGAUAUCAUUUAUUUUUAUAAUCAGUGAAUUAUAAAUUAUUCACGAAUUGAUAGACCAUAACAGGCGUUUCAUCCCCUUUUUGAGCACAAUUUUUUUAUUCCUUCAAUAAAAAAUUAUUGAGGAGGAAUUCAAAUUUUGCAUGGAUUAUACCGUUCUUUAAUAUGAAAAUUGAAUGAAGAAUAAUUUCUACUUUUUCUUUCAUUUUGAUGAGUAAUUAAAGUUCAUGUGUUCUAAUUCCUUUGUUUCUCAUUAUUUCUCAAAAUAAAUAAUAUUUAUUUAAUUUUCUUCAUGGAAUUUUCAUAUACAAAUAAAUCAUCCAAUAAUAAAGCUUGUGCUACAAUCAAAUCUCCUUUAGGCUGAUCCUUACUAAUUAAGAUGUAUUUAGCAAACAGUAGUAUGAUUGAAUUAUCACCUCCCGCUGUGUAGAUAGUAACACAUUUUGAGGUUUUGUUUUAUUUGUGCAGUGAAUAAACCCUAUGAAUCGCA
Messenger RNA from Fopius arisanus, 2167 nucleotides. RefSeq names its product regulation of nuclear pre-mRNA domain-containing protein 1B. The coding region runs from base 264 to 1331 and encodes 355 amino acids. Gene Ontology annotation, biological process: mRNA 3'-end processing. The transcript is spliced from 6 exons. The record is from RefSeq and is a predicted model, not a curated record. Lineage: Eukaryota; Metazoa; Arthropoda; Insecta; Hymenoptera; Braconidae. Gene Ontology annotation, molecular function: RNA polymerase II complex binding.